GUCCAGACGGAGUCAGCAGUUGGGGAAAGGGAGCUCCGUCCUGACAGCCAGUGACAACUGGCUGGCGCUCUUCAGAGGGAAAGGAGCUAAGCAGGGAACGGCCUGGAGCCAUGGCCCAGCAAGGAGGAGGAAGAGAGGAAGAAGAAGAAGAAGUGACCCUGGGGAAGAUAGACUCCCGGGACCCCCUCACCAAAGAGAUUGAUCUGGUGGAAAGAGACCCCAAGCAGAUCAACCAAGAAGUGGUAAAGGUGAGAGCAUUCCUAUUUUAAUGGCAGAAAGAAGCACACUCCUGAGGAUGCAAAAUGAUGAAGUUCCCUUUAGACUGAGAGCAGAUGGAGCGAGGAGGUGGGGGUGGGGGUGGGCAAAGCUUUCAAAAAUAGCCCAGGAACAAAAGAGAACAUUUCUUCUGCAGAUAGCACCAAUGCUCCUUUGCAGUAACUUAAAGAAAGCAGAGUGUGCUCUCUACCCUCCCCCUUAUGAUAUUCAUUUGUGCACCAAGUGAGACUUAAAACUUGAGGGAUCUGCUUUGUCCCCCAUCCACCUCCCCAGAAACCUAAAGUCCACAAGCGGGAGCCGGGUGCAAAAGUUGUGAAGAGAGGGGGAGAUUAAGGGACAGUGCUCCUCUGAAGAGCUUGUUUUCAGUGCCAGAACUGAGCUCACAGCCCUUUCAGGCAGAAGACCCAUCCCUCCUUUCCUUGGCAAGCUUUCUUCAUUUCACCAGCCUUUCUGGGGUGGGUGGGUUGCUGCUGUUGUGAAAACCAUUGGGACCUACUGUAAUACCUGUAGAUCCUGAUCAACCUUCUGCUCAUCUCUGCUAUGGCACAAAACUCCCCUAAAAAAAGGGAGAGUGGCAUAUAUGCCCCAUGGAACAUACAAUCUAAAGGCGCCUUGAGCAUCUCGUAUUGUGGCAGAAAGGCGGGACAUUAAUGUUGUUGUUCAUAAUAUAUAUAGCAAGGGGAGGACAUAAGAAUAGGGAUGGCUAGUGAUGAGCAGCAAAUGCAGUUACUUAGAUGAAGAAUAGGUCAGUGGCUGUUUAGGGCCAAAUGUGGCCCUCAGUUGCUUCCCAUUUGGGUCCCAGCACUGACCCACCCUUUCCCUCCUUCUCCUGAGGAGAGACCCAGGCAAAGGUCUCUUUAAAGCCCAGUAUAAACAGCAGAAGCUCCUCUGCACUCGAUCCAUGAAGCACUUCACCAACUGAGAUACAGACAAAAGCCCAACAUCUGUUGCUAUUUGCUACGGGGAAAGAGAGUAGAUUCUCCAAGAAUCCUUUCAUCUGUGGGCUCACCCACACUUCCCUUGAUCCGAGAGGUUUUUCUUUUGUUCUGCUGCUUUUCCCGGGAAAGCCCGUUCUUUUCUGAUGAAUUGGAACAAACGUCAAUCAGGUUACAGCAGUAAAGAGCAGGUUUAGGACCACAGAAGUAUGGCUGAGCCCUGUGUCUGGGUGGAUAUGGCCAUUAACGAAUGCUGCUGUCAGUUCAAUGCUUAUAUUGUUUCAGAACAACGUCCUUGUGGACAGUUAGGGCUGAUCCAUACUUCCUCUUGUGCCGCUGCUUUCCCCUGGGAGAAACUUCUCUUUAGCACUCAACUGGAGCAAAAGGCAGCUUGGGUUUUCUGCGGAUUGCCAUUUGCUCCGAUUUAGAGCUCAAGUGGCUUUCCCUGGGAAAGGAGCAGGGCAACCACCCAGACCCAUUGCUUUCUCUGAGCCCUUAGUUGCCAAGGGAUGGCUUUGGGGCAGCUGGAGUGAAGAUGGCACAGCAGGGGAGGAAGAGUCAGCUAGGUCUUCACAGAAAAGGUUGGGCUGUGAAGAGGAUUUGAAGAGGGAGGGAGAAAGAGGUAGGAGGCAGUUUGUGGCCUAAGGGCAGUGAGAGAGAAUGCCCAAUGUACUGGACCUCUCACCGAGCCAGAAACAGAGUGCAGAUGCCUCAGCUGACACCCUCACUGCAUUUAUUUCAAAGACAUGAGCCUCAGGUGCAGGACUGCAAAGCUACCUACAGCUAAAAUUUCCAUAAACAUGAAAUAAUGUUUUUGUGGAAAAGAAUUAAAACAGGAGAGUGAAUGGGAGAUCUCAAAGGCAGCUGGAACAGUCCUUCAGCCCAUAGUGGCAGUCGCUUCCUCCUAGUUCAUCUUUAGAAAGAAUUGGUCACCACCAAAAAAUUCAGAGUGGUGGCUAUUUCUGUAACUCAGACACACAUCCACGUUCAUUUCUCCCAAGCACCAGAGGCUCAUGGGAGUUCACAGGUAGGAAUUGGCAAUUGGUGGCCAUGGGGCCCUUUGAGAAAGACUCUUUGGUGCCAAAUCAGGGGCAUAUGAUUUGCUGUCCAUUAUAUUGAGGGGGAGCGGACUGGGACCCUGGCUUGCCACUCCAGUUGUCCUCAGGAACUGGGGCAGGGUGGAGGAGGUCCUAAGAAUGAGUAAUGCAAUCUUCAUCUCCCGGUGGACUUACUAUAACCUCGCCUAUUUGUUGUAUAAAAAAGAUAGCCAGCUUCCUCACUUGAUUCCUUGUUUAUCCUGCCUUCCUGCAUGUUGCUCAGAGCAAUGCUCACAGCAUAACAACAGCCCUGUGAGGUAGUUUAGAUUAAAAGGAGCUAAUUUGCCCCAGAUUGCUAAAAGAGACACUUGUGAUAUUCCACAUAUUACCAUAUUGGUCUGAAUAUUAGCCGCACCCAAAUAUAAGCUGCACCUUUAAAAUUCAAGGGGGGGAAGGAAAAAGAGACACUAUCUGAAUAUAAGCCGCUCCCUUAAAAUUCCGCAGACACUCACACCCGUUCUGUUUUACACUAUGUCUGCAGCGAUAUCGUAAAAGCCAAUUUUUGUAAGGUCGCGAAGUUAAGACACACUUUAACUUUUCAUGGUCGGAAUUUGGAAAAAAAAGUGAGGCUUAUAUUCAGGCCAAUAUGGUAUGUCAUACACCUGAAGUGAGUUUGAUUCCCAGUGACUUCUUUUUCCUGCAUCCACAUCAUACAUUUAAAGCAUACAACUCCCCUAAAAUAUUCCUGGGAACUGUAGUUUCCCCACCUCAGAGCUACAGUUCCCAGCACCCUUAAUAAACUACAGUUCUCAGGAUUGUUCUGGGCAGUGCUUUUCUUCUAGAAAAAAAGAGGUGCCAGUACUGCAUACCUUUGAGUACCUCCAGAAAAAGCACUGCUUUGCAGGGAAAACCAUGUGCUUUAAUGUGUGGUGUGCACUGACAAGGACAUGGUCAGUAAUGCUGUGGGUUCAUGAAUUUUACUAGCCCAUGCAUAGCCUGGAAAAGAGAAGGAAGCAAUCCUUUCCAUAUGCAAGGGCUUCCAGUCUUACAGGUCACCUCAUGGCAAUUCUUACUCCCCAUAGGUGACAGGCAAGUGGUGUGGUGUUUUUUUAUUGUACUCCCCAAGGCUCCAAGCUGUGUGUGUUUGUGUGUGUCUGUUCAUUCCAACUGCAGUGGGGAAGCAAAGCCUCCUCUCUCUGUGUUCCAUGUUUGGCCCUCAGAAGCAGAACUGGAUGCAGUUCUCUUUUUAGCUUUAUGACUCUGUCAACGGGUGGUUAUCCCACCAUGCAAGAAAGCUAACAAGGCUAUAAAAAGGACAGAUUGAAAAGAAGAAAGAAAAUGGCACUCUGGAAGAAUAUUGCUAAUGUUUAAUCCACUUAAUGCUGAUCACGUUGCUCUACCUUUGGGAGGUCUGCUCUCAUCUCUUUACAUUUUAAUCUGACUUUUGCUCAGGAUUUAAAAUACAGUCGUACCUUGGAUCCCGAACACCUUGGUACUCGGACGUUUUGACUCCCAAACGCCACAAACCUGGAAGUGAGUGUUCCGGUUAGCGAAUGUUCUUUGGAACCCCAAUGUCCAACCGGGCUUCCGAUUGGCUGCAGGAGCUUUCUGCAGCCAAUUAGAAGCUGCACUUUGGUUUCCGAAUGUUUUGAAAGUCAAUCGGAUAUCUGGAACGGAUUCCGUUCAGCUUCCAAGGUACAACUGUGCACCAACCCUGCCCUUCUUGGCAGAACCUGGACAGCUCCCAACCAUUAAAAGCAGUCUGUAAAUUCACACUUUCUCUAAUCUAGGAUGGAUUAUGAUCAAUUUGCACAGAAGUCCAGGGACUAUUUUAGUGCUGGGGCGGAAAACCUACAUGACAAUCCUUCUCCCACAAAUGAACACGGGGGGGGGGGGGGGAGGUGCAAUGCACCAGGAGGUUCUACCAGAAGUUCCUCUGGGUUUGGUCUCAUCAGUCUGAUCUGUCUGCUGCCUCUAAUGGUGGAUUUCAACUCUGUUGACAGAGGCAGGUGCCUCUUCUUGGUGCAUGAGAGGCCUGCCUCUGCAAGGAGAUUAAAUAGAUGUGCUUAAGCAACAGUCAUAGCUCUGUAAAGGCUCCAUAGAGUCAGUAAAGGCAAGCUUCCCAAGGAAGGAGGUUUCACAGAACCAGCCAAAGGAGCCCACUGAGGUUUCUACACAGGAAAUUGCCAUCCAAAGCAAAGCUUUUCUCCUGGCUACCUGAACAGCCGAAAGGAUUCAUAUGGUUAGGAGCGCUCCUUGAGGUAAGCUGGACCCAAGGCCACAGAGAGCCUUAAAAAUCACUACAUUGCAGUAUGUUAAAAAUUUGCCCAUGUAAUCCGAGGAAAUGAUUGAGGAAAAUAGAAAGAAUGAAACAUGAGAACACAGCCAGAAUAACAUACAAGAAAGGCCAGUCGGCUGGCACAUAUCCUGUUUGGGACAGAAUCUUCCCCAAAGGUGUUUGUUUCAUCCUCAUGAACAUUUCAGACCAUGAAUUGUGGACCUCCUGGCUCUUCUAGAAGUGGGUGCAGAACCAGGGCAGAAUGACAGGCCACCUAAGAACAAAAGAUCCCAUCAAGUUCUCACAGGGGCCCAAAAGGCAUCUGUGAGCAGAACCUGAACAGAAGAGCCCUCUCCUCAUGGUCUUCAGAGGCACUAUCAUGGCAAGUAGCUCCUGCUAGCCAUGUCCAUCAUGAAUUUGUCUCUCUUUUAAAGCCAUCCAAGGUGGUGGUCAUCACUUCUCAUGGGAGCAGAUUCCAUAGUUUAACUAUGUGCUGUGUGAAGAGCUUCCUUUUGACUCUUCAGAUGUUCAUGAUGCAAAAGUGUGUGACAAAGCAUAGUUGGCCACUUGUCAGGGGAAAAGGCAGCUUCCUGUGUGGAACAGCUUGGAGUACUGAAGCAGCUGGGAUGGGAGGUUGCGUAACCCUAUCCUGACGACUGCAACUCCCCACAUAGGGUAGAAGACAAAUGUCUGUGAGGGUGAGCACAGGCUUAGAGCUUCACCAAGAGGAAAAACGGCUUUGGGGAGCGGAUUUUAAGCAAGCACCAUCUCUUGCUGUCUCUCUGCUCAUAGCCAUUCCAUACCAGAAGCUGCUUUGGCCUGGCCAUUUUGUGACAUGCAGCUGUGUGCAAUGUCUAGCUAAGGGCAAAGAGCACUCAUCCAUCACACGCUAGAACCCAGAUGUGCAAGGCUGGUUGCAGCUCCCCCAGAGGCAGAGAUGCUCAACAAGACCGUCUAUUCUAAAAUUCAUAUCCUGGUUAAAAUUAAGCCCUGCCUGACUCAUGGCUUUUUUCCUUACCUUGCCAGGUGGACUUUGAAGAUGUGAUUGCUGAGCCAGAGGGCACGCACAGUUUUGACGGGGUGUGGAAGGCGAGCAACACCACUUUUACUGUCAGCAAGUAUUGGUGUUACCGAAUUCUGUCGGGGGCUCUGGGCGUGCCCCUCGCCCUGCUCUGGGGCUUCCUCUUUGCCUGCAUUUCCUUCUGCCACAUCUGGGGAGCCAUGCCUUGCAUCAAGAGCUACUUCAUAGAGGUGCAGUGCUGUGGGCGCUGCUAUGCCCUUUGCAUACGCACCUUCUGCGACCCGCUUUUCGAAGCUGUGGGGAAGGUCUGCGGCGACGUCCGAGUGGCCCUGCGCAAGGAACGUGCCAAGGACUGAGGCUCUGUUUGGGACCAGGACAGGACUCCGGGGUUUGCCUUCCUCCAGCUAGAGGCCUGAUCUAGGUGGAAGCUUCCGGCUGGUGGAGCUAUUCCUCUAACUCCCUGUCCUCCACAUGCCAAGCCAAAGUGGUGGUCUGGAAUGGGAAAUCCAAACAGCAGCCCCUAAACACACACACAUGACAGAAUCUAGUGGGAAGUACUUUGCAGAAACCUCAUCAAUUAGGCUGGCAUGGCAGGCGUUCUGAGUAGGAUAUGCCCUAUGGGUCCUGCAUCUGUCUGUCUUCUAUUUCUGCCCCCAUGAAGCAGCCCUCUGUCUCACAGUGUGCCACAGUAUGAAUUCCUUUGUGUACUGAAUUAAAGCACCAUGUCUCAUGUUGCGAUUAGCUCCAUCCUCUCCUAGGACCGACAGUCACAAGACAUAAGGUUUCAUCCAUCUAUUCUCUCGUCCCUUUGAAGCUGCGGUGUGCCGUCAGGGACAGCCUUUCAACACUUCUUCUUCCAAGCAGGGGAAACAGCAGCACUGUGGCAACUGCACAGUUACAAAAAUCCAAGUUCAGCCACUAGUGUCAAUUCCUGCUUUGAAAAGAAAGGUGACUAUUUUCCUUUUGUUAAAAGAAACAAAAACAAAUCUGCAUUGUAUGAAAAUAAAGCCCAAGAGAUCCUUCAGUGCCGUGUUUAUUCCAUAAAAAAUUCCGGCUGGAGGGUGCUUCUGCGGAGAGUUUACAAAUCCAGUUUAUUGCAAGAGACAGCAGGGGGAGAUCACAGUACAGAAUUGUUUCUGGUAAUGGAGAAGAGAAUCAAUACCAGGGCUGUGUGUAUGCUGUGAUUCUGUGAGAGAACCAAAAAGGCACAGGAUGUGGUAUUGGCCACCAAAUUCCACUUCCUGAGAAUCUCAGCUGUAUUUUUUUAAUAAAAAAAAAUUAAAGCAAGUUUCUAGCCUUAAUGGCUGCAAAGAUAUGCUUGAAAGUGUAUGGUCCAAAGCCUGUUGAUAUUUUAGAAGCCACAGGAGUGGCUUAGUAAGAUUUCCAUGGGGGGGAAUCUCAGAGCACUGUACAGAUGCUUCCCCCUCUUUUUGACUAGCCCAAGCAGAAUAAAUUAUGAAAGAGACUCCACGCAAGUUUGCUUGAUUUGCAUAAUUUAUACAGGUUGAAGAAUUCAGCUUUUCUUGGCACAGAAUUUUAAAGCAUAGAGUUACACACAGCCCUGAUUAAUACUGAGCAGCUCAGACUUUUUAUUUAAAAAAAUGAGAGAGAGGAACAGAGUAGACCUUCCUUGAAUGCAAGGGAAAUAUUGGCACAUGGAUGCCCUCCCCCAACUAUGUCCCCUUACUUAUUGCCCCAAUGUAAAAGGGUGAUGCGCACAGGGAUGAGGUUGCACCGGGGACAGCGUGGGGGGGGGGAGAGUUUUACAAAUCCAGACAAAUGUGAGAAGCACCAAGGGAUACAUGGCGGGGUUGGAAAGCGGGAGGGAAGAGAGGGAAGAAGAGAACACAGCUGGCGAGGGCUUGUGUGAAUCAUGUCAGGAACAGAACACACAUACAAGAGAGAGACUCCUCCUUUUCAACACCUUGCAUUGUAACCCACA
This is a messenger RNA of Podarcis lilfordi (Lilford's wall lizard), 7489 nucleotides long. The record is from the annotation of a GenBank genome assembly. NCBI's taxonomy places the organism in Eukaryota, Metazoa, Chordata, Lepidosauria, Squamata, Lacertidae.